AUGGAUCAUGAAGCCAGAAAGGGAAAGAAGGGGCACAAUCGCCAUGUGGCCUCAGGAAGUGAGCUCUUUUCGAGCACAAAAGUUGUUGCAGAUGCUGCAAAAUCAGCCAUGAGCCAUAAGACUGAGAAUUUAAACAAAGGGAAGGAUAAUUCGCACUCGGGGGGUGUCAAGGAGGGUGGAUAUGGAGAUUAUAUCAAGAUGGCUCAAGGGUUCUUCAACGAACCUUCGCAAAAUUCGCACUCAGGGGAUGCUAAGGAGGGUGGAUAUGGAGAUUAUAUCAAGAUGGCUGAAGGGUUCUUGAAGAAGCACUGA
Molecule: messenger RNA, 312 nt
Organism: Amborella trichopoda
Lineage: Eukaryota; Viridiplantae; Streptophyta; Magnoliopsida; Amborellales; Amborellaceae
Source: RefSeq, a predicted model, not a curated record